Durotheca rogersii is the source of this 1173-nucleotide messenger RNA. RefSeq lists its product as uncharacterized. The record is from RefSeq and is a predicted model, not a curated record. The coding region runs from base 218 to 1033 and encodes 271 amino acids. Gene Ontology annotation, biological process: regulation of DNA-templated transcription. The transcript has a single exon. NCBI's taxonomy places the organism in Eukaryota, Fungi, Ascomycota, Sordariomycetes, Xylariales, Xylariaceae. Gene Ontology annotation, molecular function: DNA-binding transcription factor activity.
UUGGCCCCCCGACCACCCUAGCUCCACUGACGGCGCUCCCCCCCCUCGAUCCCUCUCCCAACCGAUCCCGGGUCCAUUCAACACUCCGGGGCAUGAGUCUCACCAUUCACGCGGGAGUUCUGGCAGCCAGCCAAGCCCACAUGUCUUCAACUCGACCCCGCCGUACGCGACGACGACUCUCCCGCCCAGCAGCCGAGGGUUUCCCACUUCUGUGCCUAUGGGGGAUUCGAGGUGGUCGAGCGGAUUCGGAGGUGCGAUCCAGGGGGGGGCAGGGGUCCGGGGUAUGAUGGGGGUCGAUGGGCACGCGGCGAUGAAUGUGGGUGGCGAACCGUUGAUCGUGCCACUGGAUAUGUACAACGGGUCGAAGCAGGCAGAUGAAAAGCGACAACGAAACGCGGGCGCUUCCGCGCGCUUCCGAGCUCGAAAGAAGGACAAGGAAAUCCAGCAGGGGAUGAGGAUACAAGAGCUGGAGAGUCAGAACCGCGAGCUCCAAAAGCGCCAGCACGAGAUAGAGAGCGAGCGGGAUCGAUACCGCAGCGACCGAGAUCGGCUCCGCGAUAUCGUCUACCGGACUCCCGGAAUCAGCGAGCUCGCUUACCAGGGCCCGCCGAGCCCCAUCUCCACAAGAAGCGGCGGUUCUUUUCCGGAGAGAAGUCCCCUCGCCCCUAACCCGCCGCCGCCCCCCAUGCCCGCGUACGGCGCCGCCGACCCUAUAACAGGUGAGAGGGCGACGCGAAGACGUCGUACAGACUCGCAGCUAGAGUAUAGCCCGUCCUACGCCGCCGCUCAGACCGGUCUUCCCUCGAUCCCUCAACCUACGCACGCCCCUAUUUCGCAACCGGGAACUCCUUCGACCGCGGCUCGAAACCCACGAUUGCCUCCCUUACGGUUGGAUCAGCCUGCUGGGACACCGAGCGCUGGGCCAUCUACCACAAGCACGCCGGUACAGAGUUUCACCCCGUAUAAGCGAGAACCAUACGAGACCGGCUGGGCAACGCGACCCAGCGCGCCGCACGACCCGGGCCAACGUUAAGCACGCAAGCCCUAGCCCCGAACCAGAAGAACAAAAGACCCCCACCUCACCUCACUCGCUACUCUACUUUCGUUUAUUGAAGCAAAACAUGGUUAUACUAUAUCGCUUUUAAUCACUACUACGGGUUUCCCUCGCCUCUG